CUCCGAAUCGCCUUCCAGAAGCUUGUCGCGGAAUGCCUCACGUGGUACGCCUCCUGCCUUGGCCGUGCGCCAAGAUGCCUGUCCCGAUCACAAGGCGCUCCCCUCCAGCCCUUCACCGAUCAUCCUUGCCCUUCCGUGCAGACACACUAUUAAUUUGAUGCUUUUGCUUUUGCUUCCCUCUUUGGGUCCACGCCUGACUAUUUGAGCUGGCCCUUGUCCGGCUGACCAGCCCGCCAUGCCAGGUCUUCUAGGCUUGAUUUGACCCCCUAUCCUCCCUGGUGUAGCAGCUGCCGUUCUCACUACGGCCAGUUUUACUUACUACUACUACCAGUGCAUAGCAAGCAAUCAGUCUAAUGCAGAACUGAGUGAAUACUAUAUACCAUACUACACUUGCCAUCCACUCUUCCGCUUUUCGUAGACGUCAUUCACCUGCCAUGCAUACGAUACCCAUCACCGUUUCUUUAUACGCCUUCCUAGCGACGACCUUUCUGUUCUCCUGCUCCGCUUAUGUUGCACAGGCACCGCUGAGCGAUGACAAGUGCACCGAAACAACGGUGGCCAUCUUGGGUGGAGGGAUGGCCGGCAUUGCAGCUGCACAAGCCUUGUCCAACGCAUCUAUCGACGACUUUAUCAUCCUCGAAUAUCGCGAUACCCUAGGUGGCCGUGUCUGGCAUACGGACUUCGGCAAGGAUAAACAAGGCAAGCCAUACGUGAUUGAGCUAGGAGCCAACUGGCUCCAAGGGCUCGGCUCCGAAGCUAUCGAGAAUCCAGUCUGGGCACUAGCCAAAAAAUACAGUCUCAAAAACACCUACUCUAACUAUAGCUCCAUCCGAACAUACAACGAAACCGGCUACACCGACUACCGCUAUUUGCUCGACGAAUACGCGCAAGCCUAUCACAUCGCCGCCCGCGAUGCUGGCCGCAUUCUGACCCAGAACCUACAAGACCAAACCGCACGCACCGGGCUCGCCCUCGCCGGCUGGAGACCACGCAAGAAUGACAUGGCGGCACAAGCCGUGGAAUGGUGGAGCUGGGACUGGGAAGACGCACAUACGCCCGAAACCAGCUCCUUGGUCUUCGGCAUCGCCGGCGAGAACCUAACCUUCAACCAAUUCGGCAAAGCCAACCACCUCGUCCUCGACCCGCGCGGCUACAGCACCAUCAUUCAAAACGAAGCCCUCGGUUUCCUACCCAACCCCUCUGAUGGCCGCCUACGCCUUAAUACCCGCGUCACUCGCAUUGAAUACUCCCCAAGGGGCGUAACAAUCCACACCACCAACGACAACAACAAAAACAGCAACACCUGCAUCCGAGCGGCCUACGCAAUCUGCACCUUCUCCCUGGGCGUCCUCCAAAACAAAGCUGUAACCUUCGACCCACCCUUGCCCUCCUGGAAACAAACCGCCAUCGAGAAAUUCAACAUGGGCACCUACACCAAGAUUUUCAUGCAAUUCCCAGAGACCUUUUGGCCCACAGACACGCAAUUUUUCCUAUACGCUUCCCCAACAACAAGAGGCUACUACCCUGUCUUCCAAUCCCUCUCCACAGAGAACUUCCUCCCUGAAUCAAACAUCCUCUUCGCCACCGUGGUCGACGAACAAGCCUACCGCGUUGAACGCCAAUCCUUGACUCAAACGAAGGACCAGAUCCUCGAUGUUCUAAGAGAGAUGUUCCCUGAUAAACACAUCCCUGAGCCUACGGCGUUUACUUACCCCCGCUGGACGAAUGAACCCUGGGUCUACGGCAGCUACUCCAACUGGCCGGCGGGAACGACCCUUGAGAUGCAUCAGAAUCUGCGGGCGAAUACGGGCCGGUUGUGGUUCGCAGGCGAAGCGACCAGUGCGGCGUAUUUCGGGUUCUUGCAUGGUGCGUGGUAUGAGGGGCGCGAUGCGGGUGAGAAUGUUGCCGCGCUGUUGCAGGGGAGGUGUGUUGAGGAUGUUAGUACUGCGAGUACUGCUAGUGGGAAAGAAGAGAAGGAGGAAGCGUGUGGAGAGAGGGUAUUUUAUGAGCAGUUAAAUGGGACUACGCCGCUGGAUGCGUAUAGUCGGUUGAACGGGUGGCCGGCGGUAAGUUACUACUAGAAGUAGUAUGGCUUUGUAGGGUCUGCUUUACUUUGUUGUUGGAUAGAUUGGAUGGAUGGAUGGCGUUGGCAUGGGAAAUUACUUUUUGGAAUUUCACAUUCGUCUGCAUCAUGUAGCGCAAUAAUUUUGAAUUAUACAUCAACUGGC
This is a messenger RNA of Aspergillus welwitschiae, 2228 nucleotides long. Its product is annotated as putative flavin containing polyamine oxidase. The transcript has 5 exons. Gene Ontology annotation, molecular function: oxidoreductase activity. Bases 435 to 2081 code for a protein of 548 amino acids. The record is from RefSeq and is a predicted model, not a curated record. NCBI's taxonomy places the organism in Eukaryota, Fungi, Ascomycota, Eurotiomycetes, Eurotiales, Aspergillaceae.